UUAAAGAUUGGUGUGGCGCACAAAACGUGACAGUGAUAAGUGAAAAUGUUUUGUUAGCAUUCUUUACAAUAAUGAGCAAGAGCUACAAAAGUUCUACGUUGUGGAAGAAUUACUCGAUGCUCCGAUCUAUGUUGAAUGUUCGAGAGAAUAUUGAUAUUUCUAAAUUUAUGAAACUGCAGGCAUUAUUAAGACGAACAUCAGUUGGAUAUGAGGCAAAGAAGUCUAAAAUAUUAGAAUAUCCUGAAAUAGAAAGAUUCAUUAAUGAAGCACCCAACACAGAGUAUUUGGCAGCGAAGGUAAUUCUAAUAAUUGGUUAUUCCGGAGCAUGCAGGCGGGAGGAACUAAAAAAUUUGCUUACGGAUGAUAUAGACUACAAGUCCGAUUCAAUUUUUGUGACGGUACCAAAAACCAAAACUAAACGUCCAAGGCUAUUUGCAAUUACAAAUGCAAUGUGGAUAGGCUUAAUCAAGGAGUAUGCUUGCUUAAGACCUGUACAUAUAACCCACAAACGGUUUUUCAUAUUUUAUCGACAAGGACGUUGCACGGUGCAACCAAUUGGUUUGAACAAAAUAGGCGAGAUGCCCCGAAUUAUUGCAAGAUAUCUCAAGUUGCGGAACUGCGAUGAAUAUUCCGGGCAUUGCUUUCGCCGAUCAUCAGCAUCACACUUGGCGAACAAUGGUGCAGAUAUAAUGACACUGAAGCAACAUGGUGGGUGGAAAAGUUCCUCAACAGCAGAGGGUUACGUUGAUCAAUCUAAAAAAAAAAGAAUUGAAGUCGCAGAGUUACUUUCGGUUUCGACUACUCAAUCCAAACAAGCUGGACCCUCCACGAAACCAUGUACUGUUACUAGCGGAGAACAAUCCACCCUCGAAUCCACCACUGUUAACUCGUUACAAAAUGUCCCCGGAAUUACUAUAAAUGCAGGUGAACAUUCCACGGUGACUGUUAAAAUUUAUAACAAUUGUUCUUUUAAGAACGAAAGUUAGGUUGAGGUUAGAUAAUUUCAUUUUAGCACAUUUUUAAGAAAUCGUUUAUGCAAACUUGUUUAAUGACUUUAUUGGUGUAAUUUAAUAAUAAAUCGUAAUGCGUGUGCAUUUUUCCUUUUAUAUGAGCUUUGUUUAAUGAAUAAACAUUGAUAUUAGUGUGAAAAAAAGUAACCACCUUUAACUUUACCACAGAACACGAGCAUACAAAGUAUAAAGCGUACUCUUGUGCUGACGUUUUGUUGGCUGUCACACAUAACAGGGAUACCAAUUCCUAAACAAAACAAGCCUCCAAAAAUCGUGUUAGAAUGGAAAAGUUACCAAAAAUCGUGCUAGAAUGAAGUUCAUUCUAUCAUCAUAAU
This is a messenger RNA of Photinus pyralis (common eastern firefly), 1345 nucleotides long. RefSeq lists its product as uncharacterized. Gene Ontology annotation, molecular function: DNA binding. The record is from RefSeq and is a predicted model, not a curated record. Gene Ontology annotation, biological process: DNA recombination; DNA integration. The transcript has 2 exons. Lineage: Eukaryota; Metazoa; Arthropoda; Insecta; Coleoptera; Lampyridae. The coding region runs from base 72 to 986 and encodes 304 amino acids.